AUGGCCGCCGCCGGGGCAGCUGCACUUGUUGCGCUCCUCGCCGCGCUUGUUGUCACGCAUUCUGGCGCAAGCGCACUACCGGUGGUGAACAACCACACCUCCGCCGUCCGCCAACUCCGCGGCGGCGGCUGGCAGGCGGCCAAGGCCACCUGGUACGGCGCGCCCAACGGCGCCGGCCCCAACGACAACGGUGGCGCGUGCGGGUUCAAGAACACCAACCAGUACCCGUUCAUGUCCAUGACGUCGUGCGGCAACCAGCCCCUGUUCCAGGACGGCCAGGGCUGCGGCGCAUGCUACCAGAUCAGGUGCACCGCUAAGAAUAACCCUGCCUGCUCCGGCGAGGUGAAGACGGUGAUGAUCACGGACAUGAACUACUACCCGGUGGCCAGGUACCACUUCGACCUCAGCGGCACGGCGUUCGGGUCCAUGGCGAGGCCCGGGCUGAACGACAAGCUCCGGCACGCGGGCAUCAUCGACAUCCAGUUCAGGAGGGUGGCCUGCAACAACCGGGGGCUCACCGUCAACUUCCACGUGGAGGUGGGCUCCAACCCCAACUACCUGGCGGUGCUGGUGGAGUACGCCAACAAGGCCGGCACCGUGGUGCAGAUGGACGCGAUGGAGGCCAACUCGGGCUACUGGAUGCCCAUGCGCCGCUCCUGGGGAUCCAUCUGGCGGCUCGACUCCUACCGCCCGCUCAGGGGCCCCUUCUCCAUGCGCAUCCACAGCGAGAACGGCAGGACGCUGGUGGCGAACAAUGUCAUCCCGGCAAGCUGGAGGCCCAACACCGACUACCGCUCCUACGUCCAGUUCACUUAA
This is a messenger RNA of Miscanthus lutarioriparius, 816 nucleotides long. Lineage: Eukaryota; Viridiplantae; Streptophyta; Magnoliopsida; Poales; Poaceae. The record is from the annotation of a GenBank genome assembly.